Molecule: messenger RNA, 1016 nt
Organism: Lutzomyia longipalpis
Lineage: Eukaryota; Metazoa; Arthropoda; Insecta; Diptera; Psychodidae
Gene: RpL8
Product: 60S ribosomal protein L8
Exons: 3
Coding region: 195-974 (259 amino acids)
Biological process (GO): cytoplasmic translation
Cellular component (GO): cytosolic large ribosomal subunit; ribosome
Molecular function (GO): RNA binding; structural constituent of ribosome
Source: RefSeq, a predicted model, not a curated record
CUUUCGGUUUGAGAAACGUGGUGAGUGAAAAUAUGCAUUUCUUUUCUUUAUGUUUUCUUCGUGAAAAUCCCUGAAAAUCCUUCUGAAAAGUGUGAAAAUCUCUCAAGGAGGAGUUAAAGUUCCCCCCAAGUGUGGAGGAUUAGCUGGGAGAUGGGAUUUUCAGGGAGAAAUUGAAGAUUGAGUACCCAGAGAAAAUGGGACGUGUAAUUCGUGCACAACGUAAAGGAGCGGGAUCUGUGUUUAUUGCACACACCGCAAAGCGAAAGGGGCCCGCUAAGUUCCGUCAGUUGGACUUCUCGGAGCGACAUGGCUACCUCAAGGGAGUCGUGAAGGAUAUUGUCCACGAUCCUGGUCGUGGUGCCCCAUUGGCCAUCGUGCACUUCCGCGAUCCCUAUCGCUACAAGAUCAGGAAGGAGCUCUUCAUCGCCGCCGAGGGUAUGUACACCGGACAGUUCGUGUACUGCGGCCGCAAGGCUAAUUUGCAGAUUGGAAACGUGAUGCCCGUGGGUCAGAUGCCCGAAGGUACCAUUGUGUGCAAUCUGGAGGAGAAGACCGGCGAUCGUGGCCGUCUGGCACGCACGUCCGGAAACUACGCCACCGUGAUUGCCCACAAUCCGGACACGAAGAAGACCCGUGUGAAGCUCCCAAGUGGCACCAAGAAGGUCCUCUCGUCCGCCAAUCGCGCCAUGGUGGGUGUUGUGGCAGGUGGCGGAAGGAUCGACAAGCCCAUCCUCAAGGCUGGCCGUGCGUACCACAAGUACAAGGUGAAGAGGAACUCCUGGCCCAAGGUUCGUGGUGUUGCCAUGAAUCCCGUUGAGCAUCCCCACGGUGGUGGUAAUCAUCAGCACAUCGGUAAGGCGUCCACCGUCAAGCGAGGCACCUCCGCUGGUCGCAAGGUCGGUCUCAUCGCUGCCCGGCGUACCGGAAGAAUUCGCGGUGGUAAGGGAGAUGAGAAGAAGGACACCGGCAAGUAAAUGCAUCUUCUUCGUCAAUAAAAUUCCCUACGAAAAUUUUAA